Candoia aspera is the source of this 738-nucleotide messenger RNA. RefSeq names its product PH and SEC7 domain-containing protein 1-like. The record is from RefSeq and is a predicted model, not a curated record. Gene Ontology annotation, biological process: regulation of ARF protein signal transduction. Bases 70 to 738 code for a protein of 222 amino acids. Gene Ontology annotation, molecular function: guanyl-nucleotide exchange factor activity. The transcript is spliced from 4 exons. NCBI's taxonomy places the organism in Eukaryota, Metazoa, Chordata, Lepidosauria, Squamata, Candoiidae.
AACAGAAAUUCUCAGUUAUACAAGUCUCCUGUGCCCUUCCUCUUUGGGCAGAGCCUAUCCAAGGAUGGUAUGGAUUCAUUCAGCAAGCAUUUUGAGACCAUCAUGGAGUCACAUCGAGCCAAAGGGACAUCUUAUACCAGCCUAGAUUCCAUUGAUAUCCUGUCCUCCCCAACUCAUACACAAAGUGGAACUGUCUUCACCUUUGAUCUUCCUACUCUUACCCCAGAAAUACAGGGGGAAAUUCAAAACAGUGCUAAACUCAUUGAGCAGAAUUUUGCCCCUCUAGCUCUUCUGGAGCCAGAUUCUGGAACCAGUUCUGCCACAGAUGUUCCUUGGGCUGAACAGGAAGAACCAAGACAAAAAUGGGAAAGUAGCUUGCAGAGUCCCUUCCAUUCAGAGGGCAGUUUAGGAAUUCCUCUGGCCUCCAUCAUAAGCAAGCAUCAUCUCAGUCAGCUGGUCUCUGACUCAGAUUCUGAAAUGGACAGCACAGAGCAACUAGCCCUGGGUAGCACUGACACCCUUUCUAGUGGGCAUAAUGCUGAUCUGGAGGCUGCUAAGCGCCUGGCAAAAAGGCUGUACAACUUGGAUGGUUUCAAAAAAGCAGAUAUAGCUCGUCAUCUGGGGAAGAAUAAUGAUUUCAGUAAGACGGUAGCAGGGGAGUACCUCAAGUUCUUUGAAUUCACUGGAAUGACUCUGGACCAAGCUCUUAGAAUGCCGCCCAGUGACCCUAUUACUUGA